UAUAUUAAAUUGAUAUACGUAUAACACGUGUUUGUAUAAAUAUGUCUCUUACUUAUCAUAAAUAAUUAGUAAAUACUUUUAAUUUAUUAAACACAUAAAUUGAUGUAGUUUGAAUUAAACAGUCGAUACGAUAAUUUUUUUCCUAAGAAAAGAGGGUAGCAAGAAAGUAAUUUUUUACGAAGUAUUCCAACGUUUCUAGUCUUUUAGUUUUCUAAUUUAUUUUCUAGUCAUCUUUUUAUAUUAUAUGAUGUAUUUAUUCUUUAGGUGUAAUCUUUUUUACUAUUUGUAGAAAUUACUUAACUAUAUAGAGAAAAUGGGAAUUUUAUAGCAACGACAAAAUAAUUUUACGUGUGACAAUAUAAAAGUCAUGAGUUCGAAUUAUGAAAAUCGUCAUUAAUGCUUUGCAUACAAUAGAUUGUCUACGUGACAAUGCAUCGCAUACAACCAUUUCCCGAGCCUUUUAUACAAAUACGAAAUGCUUUGUUUAUCGAACUAUACAUCAAACUAGACCAAGGUGCAGUCACUAUCGAAAGACACUUGAAAUCUAUAAGUUUUACAGCAAGUGUAUAGAGCAUUUUAGCUUAAGCACUAAAAUAAAUUCACAAGAAAUAAUCAUUAUAAGUUUUACUUGUAAUUUCACUAUAGAGAUUAUCCUUUGGAUAGGAAAAUUUACAUAAAAAGAUGGCUUCUUGCAUACUAUUUUACAUGAUAUUUAAACUUACUAUAAUUUAUAUUUACACAUAAUAUAAAUAUAUAGAUUUAACCUGGUCUCAACUGAUAAUAAAAAUAUUUCAAUUUUGAGUAUGCACAUCAAUUGGACAGUAUUUCAACUUACAAAAUGAUCAUCGAGAUAUCAAUAAUGUUUUUUGACACGUCAGCGUCAAAUGUCCACGAAACACAAUAUUAAUAAAUUUCAUAGUAAUCGAGACCAAGUUGAGAUGUCUACAUGCUGGUUCACAAAUAUAACUAUCUUAAUCAUCAAAACAACAAGAAGAUAAUAGUACUAUUAAACCUAAUUCUAAAUGUAUAAAAAGGUAAUUAUUCUCCAACACUUAAGUAUCCAACUCACAAGUCCAUCACCUUUUUGCCUUACACCCAAAAUCCUUCACACAAAACACACUCACUUGCAAGUUCAUCAAUAACUGGUUUCAAUUUUCAUCUCUAUUCCACAAAAUUUUCCCUUUCCAUAAAUGGCUUCCUUAAUCCAUUUCAAUAAUCUUAACCCUAAUUUCCAAGAACCUUACCCUAAUUAUACUCAAGCAAAUCUUUUAUAUAUAUUUAUAAAUGACAACUACUACUUAUGGUGGAAAGAACAUUAUUAUCGGGGGCAGUAACAACUCUAGAACUGCCCCCAAUAAUAAAUCUUAUUCAGGGCGUCACCCCGUUUACCGAGGAAUAAGGAGAAGAAAAAGUAGUGGAAAAUGGGUGUCAGAAAUUCGCGAGCCAAAAUCCCCUAAUAGGAUUUGGCUCGGGACGUUUCCGACACCCGAAAUGGCCGCCAUCGCGUAUGACGUGGCAGCCAUAGCCCUAAAAGGUCCCGAGGCGGAUCUUAACUUCCCGAACUCGGCUGCCUCUUUUCCUGUUCCUGCCACGAGCUCUGCUCGUGACAUCCAGACAGCUGCAGCCAGGGCGGCUGCAGCUAUUGGGGCAGCCGGGGACGCGUUGUUAGCCGCGGCUGCGGUGCAUAGGGAGGUAGUAAUUAAUGAAAAGGGUAAACUGGAGAAUGUGGAAAUUCAAAAUUUUGAGUUUAUGGAUGAGGAUUUGAUAUUUGAUAUGCCAAAUGUUCUUGUUAAUAUGGCUGAAGGGAUGUUACUUAGUCCACCAAGGUUUUAUAUGCAUGAUGAUGAUGAUCAAACUACUAUUACCUACCAAAACUUGUGGAAUUAUACCUAAUAAUUUGCUAUUUCUACAAGCAACAUGAGUUUAACAUAAUGUUGAACUUAGAUAAGUAAAAUAUAUAUGUAAAUUAUAAUUAUGUGUGUGUUAAUUUCAAUGUUCUUUUAUUGCUUGUAAAGGGUUUUGGUUCAAAGGAAGCAACUACUUGUGUUU
Molecule: messenger RNA, 2049 nt
Organism: Solanum lycopersicum (tomato)
Lineage: Eukaryota; Viridiplantae; Streptophyta; Magnoliopsida; Solanales; Solanaceae
Product: ethylene-responsive transcription factor ERF024-like
Biological process (GO): regulation of DNA-templated transcription
Molecular function (GO): DNA binding; DNA-binding transcription factor activity
Source: RefSeq, a predicted model, not a curated record